GACUAACCCCAGCAGCACAGGAAAUACAGAUUCUCGCCGGCCAGGUUCGAGGAUUUGUUUAUCUUAGCCGUCGUCUGAGCUGCCCUUCUUUUUCUUUUCUUUAAUUCCCCCAGAAAAGACGGUUACGAUGUCGACGUUCGAGCAGGUUGUCGUCAUCGAUGGCAAGGGCCAUCUCCUUGGCCGACUCGCCUCCAUUGUCGCCAAGCAGCUCCUUAGCGGCCAGAAGAUUGUUGUCGUCCGUUGCGAGGCUCUCAACAUCUCUGGCGAGUUCUUCCGCGCGAAGCUCAAGUACCACGCCCACCUCCGAAAGAUCACCCGAUACAACCCCACCCGCGGAGGUCCUUUCCACUUCCGUGCUCCUUCCCGAAUCUUCUACAAGGCCGUCCGUGGCAUGAUCCCCCACAAGACUGCCCGUGGUGCCGCCGCUCUCGAGCGCCUCAAGGUCUUUGAGGGUGUUCCCCCUCCCUACGACAAGAAGAAGAAGAUGGUCGUCCCCCAGGCUCUCCGUGUUCUCCGACUCCAGCCCGGCCGCAAGUACUGCACCGUUGGCCGUCUGAGCCACGAGGUUGGCUGGAAGUACCAGGACAUUGUUGGCCGAUUGGAGGACCGAAGAAAGGCCAAGGCCGCGGCCUACUACGAGCGCAAGAAGAUUGCUGCCCGACAACUCUCGGACGCCAAGAAGACCGCCGCCGUCAAGGACGAGACCACCAAGGCCCUCGCUGCCUUUGGCUACUAAGCCAGCCAUAUCCCUCGACUUUAGGUUCUUGCCGGUCUAGGUAAAACUUGGCACCAUGAUUUCUCGUGCGUUUCGUUAGAUUGGCGCGGCGGUUCAACAAAGGGAUUUACUUGAUUUGCUGAGUGAUGGCAAGGGCGGCUUGAGGAGAGGAUGUCGAUUCCCCCAAAAAUGUUCUAAAUGAAGUCCCGUCGUCUGGAACCCCCAUUCCCCAAGAGAAGAAAAAUAAAGCACAGAAACCCACAAUCAACAUGAUGAAUGCAUGAGGAUGAGAGAGACUAUGUGCCGAGAUUUUUGCACUCUUGUCACUAUGAGGACCAACGAUGGGACUUUGUUUCGGGGCGUCAUAUGGGUUUUUUCAUUUGGAAUCUGUCAUGUCUCUUCUUCAUCUAUCACCCAAGGACGCCAGUAGUUCGGCGGACGGGUUCAAGGGGAUGGUGAAGGGAGGUGCUUGUUACAUCGGGACAGGGUCUCGCAUUUUGCACUAGGAGUAGAAAAGGAAAGGUUCUUGUUUGA
This is a messenger RNA of Fusarium vanettenii 77-13-4, 1249 nucleotides long. RefSeq names its product 60S ribosomal protein L16. The transcript has 5 exons. Gene Ontology annotation, biological process: translation; negative regulation of translation. Gene Ontology annotation, molecular function: mRNA binding; structural constituent of ribosome. Lineage: Eukaryota; Fungi; Ascomycota; Sordariomycetes; Hypocreales; Nectriaceae. The record is from RefSeq and is a predicted model, not a curated record. Bases 128 to 736 code for a protein of 202 amino acids. Gene Ontology annotation, cellular component: ribosome; cytosolic large ribosomal subunit.